UGCCUGGUGUCAUACCUAAGAGGUGUCGCUGUUCUUGCUGUGGCCCCUACGUCUCGGGUUCUUGACAGUUCGUUCGGGUAGUGGACUUUUAAUGCAUACCUCUAGGCUGUGUUUGGUUGUUCCGUAGAUUAGCUGAGAGUUGCCCCUCUUUAGCGGUGGAGCUUUUUACUGUAUCUUUGGUGUCGGGCAAUGGGAUUUCGCCCCGAAUCGUUUAUGUGUCAAGCCUGACGAAAACUAUCCAAAGCGGGGAAGACGAUGGCGAAGUGGUGUGGUGGCAGCUGGAUUAUUUGGCGGAUCUUAUUGUUACUACCUGUUUUGGUGAAGCUCAGCGGAGCCGAGAACAAUAGCCAGGAGUACUACACCGCCGUGCUUAACGCCAGCACCACAGAGGGGGGCAAAACCGUGGUCCUCACUAGGGUGAAUGAGGGUCGUUAUGGGCUCGACUCACCAAAAACGGAUGUUAAAGGAGUGCUCGUGGCCCCGGUUGUUGUACACGGAGUUACAGAUAGACAAGGGUGUGAUCCACAUACUCGCUUCAACGUACCGCCCACUACCAAGCAGUGGAUUGCACUACUGCAGCGUGGUAACUGCACCUUUAGAGAAAAAAUUAUACGAGCGGCUUCUCAUAAUGCUACAGCAGUGAUCAUCUACAACAAUGUAACCAAUGAAGAUGCUGUCACAAUGACUCACCCAGGAACAGGUGAAAUCGUAGCUAUCAUGAUUAAAGAAUCAAUGGGGAAGGAGCUGCUUAGUUACAUUCAAAGAAAUGUUUCCAUUUUCAUGAUCAUUGGAGUGGGUACCCGUAACUCACAGAAGAGCUUUAGUCGGGGUUCUCUGGUGUUUGUCUCAAUAUCUUUUAUUGUCCUCAUGAUCAUCUCUUCAGCAUGGCUAAUCUUUUACUUCAUACAGAAGAUCAGACUUGCAAAUGCACGUGACAAAAGCCAGCGUCGUUUUGGGGAUGCAGCAAAAAAAGCCAUCAGUAAACUUACAACUAAGACUGUGAAAAAGGGUGACAAGGAAACUGGCCCUGACUUUGAUCACUGCGCAGUGUGCAUUGAAGAAUAUAAACUGAAUGAUGUAGUCCGUAUUCUGCCAUGCAAGCAUGUGUUCCACAAAACCUGUGUGGAUCCGUGGCUUCAUGAACAUUGCACAUGUCCCAUGUGCAAACUAAACAUUCUGAAGGCGUUAGGGAUUAUGGCUAAUCCACCAUGUUUAGACCAUGCUGCCUUUGAUGUGGAGAGGCUCGCCAGAGGUCAAGCUGUCAAUCGGCUAUCUGAGACAGGUGAGGUGCUUAGUGAUGACUCACUAAGUGUAGAACCACUGCACCAGUCUGGAACAUUACAGAUUCAUCAGGACACAGAGUUCUCCCCGAGGCCUGGAGAGAUAAAUAUUGCUGUUACAAGUGGCCGUUUCUUUCAUCGAAACUCUCUGUCUCCCCGCAGCCUGGUUUGCGAAAUUGAACUUUCAACCAUUCAGCCUUCCUUGGACCUGUAUGAUGAAAAUAAAGUUUGACAACUCAUUUGAACAAACAAAAAGAAUUAAAAUAUUGCUGCAUCUCUGAAUCUGCAGACAUCUUGGUUUCAAAGAUCCGUACCCAGGUUCCAAAGUCCGUUUCUGCUCACUGUCACUUGCUGUUUCUCUCCUUAUAGUGGGAUUGUCUCGCAGACUAUGCAGCUUGCAUUUGCAUUUGUGUGAGAUAUUUGCUCAGAAACUUCACUGAGACUUUUAAACUGGAAUUUUUACCACUUGCAAUGUUGCCUGCAGAGGAACAUACAGCAGUAGUAAUUGAAAUCCAUUAGUUUUGCAAAUGGUAUUCAUAAUAGGGAAAGAAUGAAAAAUAAUACUGAUUUUUUUGUGUAAUACUGCCUCAUUUUCCAUGUAGUGCUAUAAUUCUGGAACUAGCUUAUUUCUUUGUACUUUCCUGAAGGAGUAUAUAAGAUUUAAGUUUGCAUAUUCUGAGAAUUAAAAGUAAGUUGGUAGAAAGGA
Protopterus annectens (West African lungfish) is the source of this 1986-nucleotide messenger RNA. It is a transcript of the gene RNF130, whose product is annotated as ring finger protein 130. The record is from RefSeq and is a predicted model, not a curated record. The transcript is spliced from 8 exons. NCBI's taxonomy places the organism in Eukaryota, Metazoa, Chordata, Ceratodontiformes, Protopteridae. Bases 256 to 1512 code for a protein of 418 amino acids.